Molecule: messenger RNA, 1230 nt
Organism: Orbilia oligospora ATCC 24927
Lineage: Eukaryota; Fungi; Ascomycota; Orbiliomycetes; Orbiliales; Orbiliaceae
Exons: 5
Coding region: 1-1230 (409 amino acids)
Molecular function (GO): syntaxin binding
Source: RefSeq, a predicted model, not a curated record
AUGGAGGAGGAGGAGGAGAAGGCGAUGGCCCGAGCGGUUCGGAAGGCAAAUAAAGAGCUUGCAGACCUUGUCAACAAUCGAGAAGACCACCUUGCGAAAGUCGAAGCGAUACAACAGAAAUAUAGCGAGCUUUUCCAGGAAAUGAAGAAACUCGAGCGGGACUACAACCGGGCUAGACGCCGUGCCGAUCAGCUGCAGAAAGAAAAGGACCAUAAUAGGAGCGAAUUGACGAAAGCGAAUAAUAUGAAAAAUAAGCUGGAGCAACUUUGUCGGGAACUUCAAAAGGAGAAUAGACGGGUGAAGGACGAGAGCAAGAUCAAGGAGCAGAGCGAAAAAGACAAGCGUGAAGAGCUCUCCACCAGAUUUGAGAACACCAUUUGGGAGAUCAAAAACCGGAUGGAAGAGGACUCUGAUACCUCGAACGGCAAGGCUAUCCACAUGGAAGUCGAUAACUUGAUCAAGCUUAAGUUCCGUACUCUCAUCGACCAGUAUGAGAUGCGUGAACUACACUUUCAGUCCCUACUUCGCACCAAGGAACUUGAAGUCCAAUAUAAUCUCGCUCGAUACGACCAAAAACGAAAGCAGGCUGAUGCCGAAUCCAUGCGAGCCAAAGCUCUCCACACCCAAGUCUCAACUUUCUCUCAGACCGAAACUGAACUUCGUUCGCAGCUCAAUAUCUAUGUUGAAAAGUUUAAGCAGGUUGAAGACACGCUCAAUAACAGCAACGAUUUGUUUCUUACGUUCCGUAAAGAGAUGGAAGAAAUGUCUAAGAAGACAAAGCGGUUGGAAAAAGAGAAUAUGGCUUUAACCCGAAAGACCGACUUAAUGAACCGAAACAUACUCGAAAUGGCCGAAGAACGUACUCGUCAACAACGUGAACUCGAGACUGCGAAGAAGAAGAGCUCCAAGUUGGAGGAUAUCUGCCGCGCUUUGCAGUCUGAAAGAACUGCGUUAGAGAACAAGCUGAGAGGUGUGGAAGCAGAAGAGUAUUCAGGUGGAGAGGAAGACGAGGAAGGCAGCGAAGAAGGGGAAGAAGAUGAGGGAGAAGAGGGAAGCGAGUACAUGGAAGAUUCUGAGGAGGAGGAUGAUGAGGAGACUGAAGACGAAGGGUUGUUCGAGGAUGAAGCCGAGACGAACGGGAAUCACGUCAACGGCACAGUUUCAAAGGCUGAUGUUAAUGAGCACGCACCGGUUGCAAAGGCUAUCGUUCCAACAAAAAUGCGAUCUUAA